Verticillium dahliae VdLs.17 is the source of this 1667-nucleotide messenger RNA. RefSeq names its product sugar transporter STL1. Gene Ontology annotation, molecular function: carbohydrate:proton symporter activity. NCBI's taxonomy places the organism in Eukaryota, Fungi, Ascomycota, Sordariomycetes, Glomerellales, Plectosphaerellaceae. Gene Ontology annotation, biological process: transmembrane transport; carbohydrate transport. The record is from RefSeq and is a predicted model, not a curated record. Bases 258 to 1586 code for a protein of 442 amino acids. The transcript is spliced from 4 exons. Gene Ontology annotation, cellular component: membrane.
GUCUCCGUCAAGACCCAUGCAUGGGAUGCCUCACUACGGACAGUUCACGGCUUUCGUUCCGCAUGCUCACGUUCACCAUCGUGUCCUCUCCAUGCCCUUCCCCAUUAACCUACCAUGGCGACAACUGGGGCUCAGCAUUACUCCCCGCAUCAGUGAGGGGGCGUAAUGGUGUAGGUUCGUAUAAAGCUGUGGUCCCGUGCUGUUCGAGAGUUCAUCUUCACUGGCAUCUCAACCUCUACAUCACCCAAGCCGCGAAAAUGAGCUACUUUGGACUCACCGGACAAGCCUUGAGCGUCCUUCAAAUCGCCUUGAUUGUCUGUCCAGCAUUCAUCCUCUUCGGUUACAAUCAAGCCGGAUUAGGCGGACUUUUGACAACCCAAGACUGGACGAAGACGUUUCCCGAGAUUGACACCGUUCACACAACCGGCAGUGAGAAGAAGCAAAAGUCGACACUCCAAGGCUUCGUGGUCGCAACAUUCACCAUUGGAGCUCUUUGCGGCGCUCUUUCCUGCUCAUGGACGGGCGACAAAUUCGGGCGACGAAACGUUAUCUUCGCUGCCGGUAUUUGUACGCUCAUCGGCGAAGCUCUCGAAUGUUCUGCCCAUAGCUUGGCACAGCUCAUCGUCGGCCGUAUCAUCGUCGGACUCGGCAUUGGUCAGCUUAGCUCCAUCGUCCCGGUGUGGCAGAGUGAGACAAGUGGUGCAAAGAAUCGUGGACGGCAUGUUGUCUUAGACGGCCUCUUCAUCUGCGUCGGUUAUGUCCUCGAAAGCUGGAUCAACCUUGGCUUCUGGGAGUUCAAGUCUGGCCCCAUUACAUGGCGACCAUCGAUUGCAAUUGAUAAGCUCUUGUACCGCUUCGGGCUUUGCAUGAUGGUCCAAUUCUACCAGCAGAUGUCGGGCUCAAAUCUCAUCUCAGUCUACGCAACAAUCUUGUUCCAAGAGAACCUAGGGAUGGGCACGGAGAUGGCACGUGUUCUAACCGCCGGAGCUUUGACUUGGAAAUUCCUAUCGUCUUUCCUUGGUUUCGUCUGUAUUGACCGUUUUGGCCGCCGAGCUGUGUUCAUCAUCAGCGGUGUUGGGAUGUCCUCAUGCAUGGUCGCCCUUGCCAUCAGCACUUCAUUCCCAAAGGAAAACAAAGCAGCCCAGAUAGCUGCCGGGUGCUUCAUCUACCUGUACAAUACGUUUGUUCCCAUUGGGUUCUUGGGCGCCAACUUUCUCUAUGCUACUGAGAUUGCGCCGAUCAAGUUGCGGAUGGCUAUGUCAUCUCUGUCCACAGCUAACCACUGGCUAUGGAACUUUGUUGUUGUCAUGGUUACACCUGUGGCCAUCAGGAGUAUCGGGUACCAGUAUUACAUCGUCUAUGCCGUCAUAGCCGCUUGUAUUCCAGUUUCGGUUUACUUCCUGUUCCCUGAGACCAUGGGGCGAAACUUGGAAGAGAUCGACAUGAUGUUCAGAGAAUCUCCUUCUGUCCUCGGAACCGUCCGCUUCGCAAGAAAUCGCCCGAUUGCGAUGCCCCAAGAAUUCGAUCAUGAAAAACCGGGAGACGAGACAGACUACGUGGAAACCAGGGAGGAAGUUCGCCUAUGAGCAUACACACCAAUGGUAGUCCCUUGAGAUGAUUCACUCUUCGUGAUCCCCAAAAUUAGAUUCAUGCUUGCACCCACAAUG